Messenger RNA from Bicyclus anynana (squinting bush brown), 585 nucleotides. Its product is annotated as O-acyltransferase like protein-like. The record is from RefSeq and is a predicted model, not a curated record. Gene Ontology annotation, molecular function: acyltransferase activity, transferring groups other than amino-acyl groups. NCBI's taxonomy places the organism in Eukaryota, Metazoa, Arthropoda, Insecta, Lepidoptera, Nymphalidae.
CUAUUGAAGCUCAUGUGCAUGGUGUCCAUACCUGUAGCCCUGGGUACAGUGCUUAUGGGAUGGGAUCUCCAUGACCGUGAGGCAUCAGCGUUCGAGUCAGCCGUUUUCAACACGUUUAACCAGAACUUCUUCGCGUUAGCCAUAUGCGUCUUUAUCAUUGGAUACUUCUAUAAAUGUAACAGAGUCUACGUACAGUCUGUGGAGUGGGGACCACUACAACCGCUUGGGAGAAUGUCGUACUGCGCUAUGUUGUUACAUGCAACAGUGCUCAGGACGUAUGGCGGUCAAAUGAGGAGAUCCUUUUACGCUACCGAUUACACUGCUAUAAUGCUGUUCGCUGGUAUAGUCUGCACAACCUACUUGUUCUCUUUACCUCUAUAUCUCUUUGUGGAGGCGCCAGCCUGUCAAGUGCAGAAGAUUCUGUUCGGGCCAAAGAGACAAAAGAAGGAACGAGAAAACGGCAACUCGACGUGUGUCAAGCCGGGAGUCUCAAGCGUAUCCGUGUCCACUGUUUCGACACACAUCUAAAAGACUUAUUAUUUUUAUAUUCUUACUUUUAAGUUUUAAUAAAGUUUUAUUUGAAAA